Messenger RNA from Phytophthora infestans T30-4, 783 nucleotides. RefSeq lists its product as uncharacterized. Lineage: Eukaryota; Oomycota; Peronosporomycetes; Peronosporales; Peronosporaceae. The record is from RefSeq and is a predicted model, not a curated record. Bases 1 to 783 code for a protein of 260 amino acids. The transcript is spliced from 2 exons.
AUGUCUGUCUACACCAAGUUCGCUAUUAUCGGAGCCGGUGGCGUCGGCGGUACAGUCGCGGAUGAGCUGCUCAGGAAGGGCGACGCAGUGUCCGUCGCUAUCCUCACGCGUGACGCGUCCAAGCCGGAGCUGCAGGCCUUGAAGGCUCGUGGUGCCACGCUGCACCAGGUUUCGUACGAGGACGAGGACGCCGUCAAGAAGGUGCUCAGCGGCAGUGAAGUGGCUGUCAGCACCGUGUCGCCCUUCAACAUGGCAUACGGCGUCAAGGUGACGGAGGGCCCGAACGUGACCAAGAAGGAGGUGCAGGACCUGCUGACACAGCACCAGAUCCCCUUCACCAUCUUCUACACGGGUCUCUUUGCCGAGUUCCUGCCCUUCUUCCUGGACUUCCACUACGACGAAGGCUACAUGAACGUGGUGGGCAAGGGCGAGACGGCCUUCAGCAUCACGGCGCGCACGGAUGUGCGUCGCUUCGUGGCUCACGUGCUGUCGACGGCCCCCAAGAGCGCACUGGAAGGCGCCAAGAUCCCGUUCGAGGCCGAGCGUCUGUCGCCUCUGCAGAUCCGCGACCUGGUGGAGAAGAAACUGAACAAGAAGAUCGAGAUCCGCCACGUCGACUACGAGGAGAACAAGAAAAAGUUCGACACGGACUUUGCGGCCUUCCUCACGACCCUCUUCGAGGAAGGGCGCGGUGUGGCCGGCACGGAGCAGGAGGUGCACGAGAGCGUGGCCAAGUUCUUCCCAGACUGGAACCCGGCUAAGUACGAGUCCUUCAUCGCGUAA